Molecule: messenger RNA, 1359 nt
Organism: Aspergillus versicolor CBS 583.65
Lineage: Eukaryota; Fungi; Ascomycota; Eurotiomycetes; Eurotiales; Aspergillaceae
Product: aldehyde dehydrogenase family protein
Exons: 4
Coding region: 1-1359 (452 amino acids)
Molecular function (GO): aldehyde dehydrogenase (NAD+) activity
Source: RefSeq, a predicted model, not a curated record
AUGGUUCAAACAAACGGCUCGCAGGUUGCCGAUGGCCUCCCAGGGUCCAUUGAGACUCGUCUCUUUAUUAACAGCGAGUUCCGGUCAUCUUCAGAUGGGAAAACGUUCGGUUUGAUCAACCCAUUCACGCGAAAGACAAUUGCAGAAGCGGAUCUUAUUCGCAAACACCACGAUGAGUUCGCUAGAUUGGAGAGUCUGUCCACGGGAAAGCCUGUCUCAGCAUACUUUGAUGGUGCCUUCGCAGCAGACACCUUCGCCUAUUUCGCCGAGGCCGGGUGGACAGCUCAAGGAACAUCCUCAUUGAAUACUCCUGGCAGCUUUAACUUAACCCUUAAACAGCCGUACGGCGUGAUUGCGGCCAUUAUCCCCUGGAACGUCCCGUUGGCCUUUUUCGCCUUCAAGGUUGCCCCGGCCCUAGCUGCUGGAAACACAGUAGUGUUGAAAAGCAGCGAGAAAGCACCACUAACGUCUGCUCUGGCGGCUAGACUAAUCGCCGAAAUCGGCUUCCCACCAGGCGUUAUAAACGUGCUUUCUGGGUACGGUCAACCAGCUGGGAGUACCUUAGCAUCUCACAUGGAUGUACGUUGCAUCAGCUUUACUGGAUCUUCGUUCACCGGCCAGAAGAUCCAGGCGGCGGCAGCAGCAUCAAACAUGAAAGUCGUCCAUAUGGAGCUCGGCGGGAAGUCGCCGGCUAUCAUAUAUGAUGACGCCGAUCUAGACAGUGCCGCACAGCAGACACAGUUCAGUGUUCAGAUUCAGAGCGGCCAGACUUGCAUGGCCAACUCUCGGAUCUAUGUCCAGGAGACCGUGGCUGAGAAGUUCCUGGCUCUUUUCAAGGAGAAAUUCGGCGCCGGUGCUAUCCUUGGGAACCCCUUGGAACCAACCACGUCUCACGGACCGCAAGUCGAUGAGAAACAAUACGAACGUGUCAAGUCGUACAUUUCCCUUGGAGAGAAGGACGGCAAGAUGAGUAUGGGAGGUGAUGGGGGAGACGGGUACUUUAUCAAACCGACCGUUUUUGAGAACAUGCCGGAGGACUCGCGUAUUGUUAAAGAGGAAGUGUUUGGUCCAGUUGUCGUUAUCAACACCUUUAAGACGGAAGAUGAGGCUAUUCAGAAGGCGAAUAACUCCGAGUUUGGACUUUAUGCUUCUGUCUUCACGAAAGAUCUUGAGCGCGCGGUGCGUGCGUCCAAGCUGCUAGAGGCUGGCACUGUUGGGGUUAACUGCACAAGCCCUAAUAUCGCCAAGGACAUGCCAUUCGGUGGAUACAAGAUGAGUGGCGUCGGCCGUGAAGGGUUCCUGCAUAGUCUGGACAACUUCCUCGAGACCAAGACGGUCUUGAUCAAGAUGAACUCGUGA